AUGGACGUUAUAAUUAAAAAGUAUCAGCAGAGAUUCAGGAAAGUGAAGGAAGAGAUGGAGAAGUGGAAUGAGCUACAAUCUCGAUUACUAUCUCAAUUCAACAAUGCUUCUUCCAUCAUUCAGAGGUUACAGAUUCUUCAGGAUUCUAAGAACUAUGGUGCUUUGACAUGUGUUGAAGCCAUUCAGGAAGCUGUCUUGCUGAAACAGAUGAAUUCUCUACAAAAUAUCUUGCUUUCAAUGAAUGAAACUAUGGAAAAGUUUCAUGUGGUUGUGUUGUCGCUUGAUAAGAUGGUUCGUGAUGGUAGACAGCUCAUAAAAGGGGGAUCCGUUCAGAAGAAUGUGAAACAGCUACAGCAACACGUCGGGAUGAAGCCUAGCAUUGCUGAUUGCUUGGAUGGGCUACAACUUCUUUAUGAGAUGCACCAAUCAGAGUACCGUCUGAAAUUGUCGGUCAUAUCAGCAAUUUCAGCAUUUGCUUUACAGCCUAGUGCAACUGAUGAUUUAGCUGCACUUCAGCAACUGUUGGAUGAUCAGCCUAACAUCCCCAAAGAGGAAGUUCAAGUCAUUUUUGAAAUCAUAUUUGCUGAAGAGAUAGCUUGA
This is a messenger RNA of Solanum lycopersicum (tomato), 600 nucleotides long. RefSeq lists its product as uncharacterized. The record is from RefSeq and is a predicted model, not a curated record. Lineage: Eukaryota; Viridiplantae; Streptophyta; Magnoliopsida; Solanales; Solanaceae.